Messenger RNA from Eutrema salsugineum, 687 nucleotides. RefSeq lists its product as uncharacterized. The transcript has 3 exons. Lineage: Eukaryota; Viridiplantae; Streptophyta; Magnoliopsida; Brassicales; Brassicaceae. Gene Ontology annotation, molecular function: nucleic acid binding; endonuclease activity; zinc ion binding. The record is from RefSeq and is a predicted model, not a curated record. The coding region runs from base 25 to 594 and encodes 189 amino acids.
CAAAGUCCCAAAUUCGAGAGAUCGAUGGGGUCCUCUUCCUCCGUUCCGUCAUACUCGGCCUCGUUUUCUAACUCCAGCGCCGCCUCAACUCCUCCGUCGCCGCCUUCGUCGCCGUCACGAUUCAACGGGAAACCUAACGGCGAAGAAAGGCCUCGUUUCUUCGAUGCAAAGGCGAAGAACAAGUGCUGGGGGAAUGCUGACGUCGUCCCUGGUCGACAUCCCGAGAGGUGGCGUAAAGACGCCGCCGGAAACGUCGUUUGCAAACGCUUCGGAAAUUGCAGCGGUUGUCUCUGUUUCGAAUACGAUCACAUUGUUCCUUAUUCCAAAGGUGGAGAGUCGACGGCGGAAAAUUGUCAGAUUCUUCAAACGAGAGUGAACAGAUUAAAAUCAGCUCAAGAAAAUGUGGAUGCAACCACACUCAAGGGAUAUUCAUGUGGCCUGCAAUUCACUGACAAGGAGCUCGAUGUCAUUGAAAUGGCUGUUUAUGGAGACGUGUUAAGACCUGGAAAAGAAUGUCGCUGCAAAACAGUUGCCGAGCUGCUUGGUCAGUACAAGUCCAAAGAUGGUAAAGCCGCGUGUGAGUUACCAUCGUAGAAAGUAAUCAACUCUUUGUAAAGCUUUGAUUAUUCAACUCUUAUGCUCAAACUUUGCCGAUGAGAUUUUGGAUCCAUCUGAAUCUUUUACUCA